AUGGAUUGGAACCAGCUCAAAGACCAGGUCUCCAACCUGACCCUGUACGACGUCAAGGCCGGUGUCCGUAAGGUCCAAAAUGCUGUCAUGAACUACACAGAAAUGGAGGCCAAGGUUCGCGAAGCCACCAACAACGAACCUUGGGGCGCAUCCUCCAGCAUCAUGCAGGAGAUCGCGAACGGCACCUUCAAUUACGCUACCCUCAACGAGAUCAUGCCCAUGAUUUACCGCCGAUUCACAGAAAAGUCCGCCGAGGAGUGGCGACAAAUCUACAAGGCCCUCCAGCUUCUCGAAUUCCUUAUUAAGCAUGGCUCCGAGCGUGUCAUUGACGACGCCCGUGGCCACAUCACACUGCUCAAGAUGCUGCGCCAGUUCCACUUCAUCGACCAGAACGGCAAGGACCAGGGAAUCAAUGUGCGAAACCGCGCCAAGGAGCUGGCCGAGCUCCUGGGCGAUGUCGAACGAAUCCGAUCGGAGCGCAAGAAGGCGCGCGCGACCAAGAACAAGUACACUGGUGUUGAGGGUGGCAUGGGUCUCGGUGGAGGUUUCUCGAGCGGCAGCGGCAGUCGAUACGGCGGUUUCGGCAGCGAGUCGGGUGGCUACGGCGGAUACUCUGGAGGUGUCUACGGCGACGGUGGCGGCUUUGGUGGACAGGAGAGCAACGACUACGGAAGGACACAGGCACACGGAGACAAGUUUGAGGAGUACGAUGAGUUUGACGACCCUGCCGACAGGCCAGCAGCCAGCUCCUCGGCGUCUCGGUCCAAGAGACCCGAGCGUGCAGCCGCACCCAAGGCCGAACCCCCCAAGAAGAAGGAGCCAGAAGUUGACCUCUUCUCUUUUGACGACCCGGCGCCAUCCUCGAUGCCGGCCCCCGUUGCGCCGACAGCUUCCAAUGGCUCCGGCUUGGCUUCUUUGUCCGCAGCUCCCGCUGCCGCUAACGACGACGAUGAGUUCGACGAUUUCCAGUCCGCCACCCCUGCCCCUGCUGCCGCCUCAGCUACACCUUUGUCCCCUCCCGUCAUGACCGCUACCUCUGCCACUACCUUUGCCGCCCCUCAGCCUGUAUCUGCGCCGCAGCAGGCCAACAUUGGCAACAUGGUCAGCAUGUCGUCCAUGUCUCCAGCCCCGAGUGGCGCCAACUACUCUGCCUUCAGCACUCCCGCUGUGGCGUCGCCUGCGGCUCAGGCCCCCAAGCCCUCUGGCUACCAGCCCUCAGGGCCCAACUACUUUGGCUCUGUCCAGUCCGGAGCUGUCGCCCAAAACACGGGAGGCUCGUUUGGCGCCGCUUCCCCCAUGGCUGCGUCGAAGCCUGCGUCGACUCCUGCUGCCAAGCCCGCGGCUGCUGGAGGCGAUGCUUUCGGUGCCCUCUGGUCUCAGGCUAGUGUUGGUGUGAAGAAGACGAGCACUCCCACUGCUGGCCCUGCCAUGGGACAGCUCGCCAAGGAGAAGAGCAGUGCUGGUAUCUGGGGAGCCCCCGCGGCAGCAUCCUCUACUCCCAAGCCUGCUGCCGGGUCUUCCUCUGGCGGCAACCACGGCCUGGACGACUUGCUCGGUUAA
Messenger RNA from Colletotrichum chrysophilum, 1560 nucleotides. RefSeq lists its product as uncharacterized. NCBI's taxonomy places the organism in Eukaryota, Fungi, Ascomycota, Sordariomycetes, Glomerellales, Glomerellaceae. Gene Ontology annotation, biological process: endocytosis; Golgi to endosome transport. Gene Ontology annotation, cellular component: clathrin vesicle coat; plasma membrane; endosome. The transcript is spliced from 4 exons. The record is from RefSeq and is a predicted model, not a curated record. Bases 1 to 1560 code for a protein of 519 amino acids. Gene Ontology annotation, molecular function: phospholipid binding; clathrin binding.